CUCUCUCUCCUCAUCCUCAACCCUCGUGCACUUGUCAUCCCUUCUUACUUUCUUCUCUCUCUCUUUCUCUCUCUAGCUCAGAAAAACCUAGAAGCACAACAAUGGCGGAUGGGCCGUUGAAGCGCCAGAGAGAGGAAACGGAAGAAACCCAUGUCAACGGGCUGGGGGAAGACCAAACGAAGCGCCUCAAGCCGUCGCCGCAACCCCAAGUCCUCUCCUUCCUCGACGACCAAUUAGACGACGGCCAGAUCUCCAGCCAGGAACUCUCCUCCCUCAUCUCCGCCCUCCAGGACGAGCUCGCCUCCGACUCCGAGCCCGGCCUCCCCCCCUCCUCCGAGCCGGAGCUCCUCGCGUCGCCUUCCUCCUCCUCCUCCUCCUCCUCCUCUCCGGAGGAAGAGAGCGACGGCGACGAGGACAAGGAGAAGGUGUUGAGACACCUGCUCGUGGCCUCCGACGACGAGCUCGGCCUGCCCAGCAGGGAGGACGGCGAAGGGCCGGAAGCCGGGGCGUUCGGCGUCGAGCUCUUGUCUUACGACGGCCUGUGGGAGCUGGAAGACGAGGCCGCGAAUUACUACACCUUGUUGCAGUCCGAGCUCUUCAUGUAGGAGGGCGAAUUUGCAGUUGCUGCAAAGUGAAGGGAAAAAAGAUAUUUGUUUUUCUUUCGUUUUGUGCACUCUGCAGUGGAUUAAAGCUUAGUGGUAGGAGAAGCUGUUGGGGAACUCUUAGACUUUAGAAGACAUGAACUGUGAAUGGACAAAAAAGAUCAUUGAAAUUUGUUUGAAGUGCAAAACAGCAAUUAGCAGAAUCACCUUCGUUGUUCAAUUUCUUACAAUUUAACCCCCGUGACAAGUGGGAAAUCUUUUUAUAA
This is a messenger RNA of Eucalyptus grandis, 868 nucleotides long. RefSeq lists its product as uncharacterized. The coding region runs from base 102 to 605 and encodes 167 amino acids. The transcript has a single exon. The record is from RefSeq and is a predicted model, not a curated record. Lineage: Eukaryota; Viridiplantae; Streptophyta; Magnoliopsida; Myrtales; Myrtaceae.